This is a messenger RNA of Drosophila takahashii, 943 nucleotides long. NCBI's taxonomy places the organism in Eukaryota, Metazoa, Arthropoda, Insecta, Diptera, Drosophilidae. The record is from RefSeq and is a predicted model, not a curated record.
UCUAGUUAGAACGGACCCAAAAGUCAUACGGCAACUUUCUUGAAAUUAUGUAUACUUCCUAAACAUACGUUUUCGAUUAAGAGCCAGAGAAAAAGUGACUAAAAACCAAGAUUUUUAUUAAAGGACAGACUAUCAACAGAUCCUAGGGUUGAUAAUGGAGUACAAUCGCCAGCCUUGUCCCAUCAGGAUUGUUGAGGAUUGCGGGUGCGCCUUUAUGAUGGGCACAAUAGGAGGAUCCAUGUUUCAGUAUCUGAAGGGUUUGCGCAACGCUCCGGCGGGUUUACGGCGAGGCCUCUAUGGCGGCUUCGAGUCAGUCAAGCUGCGGACUCCGGCCAUCGCCGGUAGCUUUGCCAUCUGGGGCGCCACCUUUAGUACGGUGGACUGCAUCAUGAUCUCGUAUCGCCAGACGGAAGACUCCUGGAACUCGAUUGUCAGUGGAGCGGCCACUGGCGGCAUUUUGGCAGCACGCAAUGGCAUUCGGGCCAUGGCCAACAGUGCCUUUGUGGGCUGCCUCGUUUUGGCCAUGCUUGAAGGAGCUGGAGCGGCAGUGGCUACGAUUUAUGCAGCCGACGAAGGUGGCACAGUAACCACUGAUGGCCAGAAACCUAAGCGACCCGAAUGGGAAACUUCCAUUGUGGAUUUGGAAAGACCGGGUUCCUCCCAGGGUCAGGAUUUGUCUGUGACGGAGUUCGAGCGGGUGCUGGAAAAAUGCCGGGCUUAUAGGGACCACAACACGACCCAGCGGGAAAUGCCUUUGGAUGCAGUGGGGGGCAUGGAACCGCCGCGAACGGAGAACCCAUCGCACUCGCUACUCGAUCUGGUCAAGCUGGCCGAAAUUAUCUGAUACCGUCCCCGAAAAGAGCUUUAUGUUUUUGUGGUGCUUCUUCCAAAUUAUUUGUUAACCCACCUAUAUUUCCUGUUGAUCUAAUUUUGUAUUGUGCAG